This is a messenger RNA of Mya arenaria, 3447 nucleotides long. RefSeq lists its product as uncharacterized. The record is from RefSeq and is a predicted model, not a curated record. Bases 69 to 1268 code for a protein of 399 amino acids. The transcript is spliced from 4 exons. Lineage: Eukaryota; Metazoa; Mollusca; Bivalvia; Myida; Myidae.
UCGCAUUCUGGGGUUUAUGUUUAAACUUUUUGCUACUGAGCAUGUUUCUGUAGAUUUUUGCAUAAUAUAUGAAGAUCGGUAUUGCGCGCAACACUUAUUGCCUUCCAAACUGGCUGACCUGCGGGAUAAAAUACUGCCGACAAUAUAUGCCGCCUUUGCCCCCGACCUUCCUCAAACAUAAGAGACAUUCAAGUCGAAAAUUGCUAGAUGGAGAGUUAGAGGCUUCAAGACUCCAAGACACCCUACAGCAGACGUGCAAGGACUUAUGUUGUGGAAUAGGUUACACAAAUUUUAAAAAGACGUGUAGCUUUACCCACGCGGAUAUUCAAGCAUCUCGGACAAAGCCUGCAUUGAAUCAAACAUAUAUGUUUGGUGAUAUUUUCGUCAAGGGCAUAUCAUUACUAGAAAACUACACAAAUUCAGACCCAAGCAAUAUUCAAGUUCCAGAGGACGAAGAGUGCAGGGCAGCAUUGGAGAAACUACUACAUUUCUUGCAGAACCUUGAGAAUGAAAGCAAAGUUCUUCAAGCUACAUCCAAAUGGACUUGGACAUUGAUGCUGGCGGAACAUUUCUUCUCCAAGUUGAUUGUUUCACCAAACUAUGUGUAUGACAUGAGUACUCAAUAUGGUACCAGAAAAGGGUGUCCAUGUGAUGAUCAUGAAGAUAUGAUCGGGAAACCAGGUGACACUAGCUUUGGCUGGGAAGAGGGCUGGCAUGGUAGCACUGACAUUCUGAUGGGAGAUCUGCCAGUUAUCAAUGUAGAAGGGAUGGUGCAGGAUCGUGUAACAUCUUCAAGUUCACUAAGGUCUUCUUCACCAUGUGUUAUAGAUUGUGAAUCAUUUAUUGAGGUGAAAAAUGAGCGGUGCAUUUCAAAGACCGAGCUUCGCCAAGUUUUUGCUGAGACAAUAUCCUUUUCCUUUCUAAAAAAUAAGGAAAACAAAGGGGUCACUCUCAUCCCCUCAGUGGCAGUUGACAAAAAUUGUGUUUCAGUACAUAUGUACGAUUCAGAAUUGGAUGUUUUUCUCCAAGGAGGUCCCAUUCCAAUCUUUUCUGAGAACACUAAACAGAUAAACAUAUCGACAGUUAUUGCAGUUUGGAUAACACUGAACUACAAACUCUUCAGUAUUGGUGUCAUUGAUGGAAUGAAUAAAGCUGGUUUGCAUGGGCAGAUUGACAUUGAUAAAUACAAAACAGAGGUUAAAGCUCCAUGUAGAAACACCUAUGAGGAACCAGAUGAUUGGUUGAUGAGGAAUGACUGGUUGUUAUAAACAAAUUAACCAUGGCCCAUGAUUUCUGUUUUAGAAACCUUUAAAUGCAAGUCACCACAACAGAAUAACGCCAAACAAAUUAAUUUGCGCCCGGAAUUGUAAAAAAAGAAACCAGUAUCGGAAAAAUAUCAAAAUUAUGAAGGCUCAAGGACCUAUCAAUUGUUCUAAAUAAGACUUGUACACAACCGUAGUACCAGUAGAAGUCCAGAAUGAUACAUUGUAUAUGCUAUGCAAGGUGAUGGUGUUGUUUUAAUAACGCUUCUGGUCCGGAUACAUUAUAUGAAAGUAUGCAUACGGAAAUAGAGCAUUACUGGACCAGAGGCUACAUGUAUGUAUAUAGAUGUCUUGAUAAUCCAGUAUGAAUGAUCACUGUUAAAAGAUUGUUCUGCCGAAGUAGUCAAGAGAGAAAACCAAUAUCGGUAUAAACUGUAUAGAGACAUUUUGAGUUAACAAUUCUACCGAUUUAAACCGUUACAUCCAUAGUGCUAUUAGAAGUCCAUGAUAAUAUUAAAUGCUAUGCUUGGUGAUGGUGUUGUAAUAUAACGCUUCUGGUCCAGGUUCAUUGAUAGGAAAAACAGUUUUUGAUCCUAGCUCUAAUUCAUUCAUUCACUUGAAGAUAUUUAAAUUUUGAAAUACAUUUUGUUACGACCCAUUGAUAAAAAAGAGAAUGCACUGGACCAGGAGCUACAUACCUGGGUAUAGAAAGUAUACUAUGUAUUUUUAUCCUGCACAUACAUAUUAAAAUAGGGAAAAAUCGGACGCGGGCUGAUUUAAAAAAAAACAAAAAAAAAACUAUAUAUUAUUAUUUUUUUAUUUAUUUGUUUAAAAAAAAUAAACCAUAGUAACCCUCUCUGUAUAUGUACAUGAACACUUAAAAAACAUGUAGGGAAAACAAGUAAUGUCAACGCACUCUCUGGUCUUGAAGAAGUUUCAAUAAUUAAAUAGUGAGGCAAUAGUCGGGCAUCGACAACAAAGUGGUCAGUUCAUAUAUAUAUAUUAGAAAUAUAAAUACAUAUAGUGGGCAAAAAGUCCUGUUCUCACAACACUUUCUUGUCAAUGAACUGAUCACGAGUCUUGCCCAUUCUCGAAAAAUACCGUUCUUACAUAUAAAUGUUUUUUAAAAUACAACUCAAUAUCAAAUUACAACUGUAGUUAAGACUAGAGAAAUGAAACCAUAUCCAAUAUUCAGAGCUGUGGGGCCACUCUAGAUGUCAUUCAUCGCAGGUUUCGCAGCAUUUUGGAUACAAAAUUACUCCUUUGGCGAAUAUCCCAUCAACCGAUGGGGGUAAAACUCCCCCUUUGGAUUCAAAAUUCUGUUUAAGUCACACUUGGGGAUGUGACGGGGUCAAGCCAUAAUGCAGCCAUUAUAGGACGCGGGCAGACCUUUAUAAACUCGACAACAACAACAACCCAUUUCUGUUGAGAUUCCUGUUUUGGUAGGCGUGGUUUUGUAUUUCUGGUCUGUUUCACUUGAGUAAAAUGUUUGUCAAAUUUGCAUUCUUUAACCCAUAAUGAUACUUUUCCCUGAUUUUUUAUGCCCGUACUAAUGGGGAUAUGGACUUCUCACUCAUUUUUCUGCAAUUGGUUAUUUGAGAUUUAAAAAUGAGUAAGUGCGAAAUUUUACGAAAUGCAGUGUUCAAAUUUAGACUUGCUUGCAAAAUGCGAAUGGAAUUUGAAUAUUGCGAGUUCCUUUUGUCUAAACUUGAAAUGUUCUGCGAAUAGAAUUUUCUGGACUAUUGUCAGUUAAAAAAAAGCUAUGCCUUACACAGGAAAAAGUAGGACUGUUCCGCUAAAUUUGACAAGUAAAUCAAUGAAUCAUGUGUACUUUCAUAAAGGAACAAAUACAGAAAUUGUUGAACAUUUGAGAUAAAAUAUAUCAUUCACUUUUUGACAAAGCUUCGGGAUAUCGGAGGUGUUUCAAUUGUUAUUUUAUGUUAGUGAAGCAUGCAUGACGGUGUAUACACAACAGGUACUGAUUUCCCCUGGUCAAUCUGGAGGUUAAAUUCAGGAAUAUUUUCAAAAAUAUAUGUAUAUGCUUGAACACAAAGAUAAUGAAUGAUCCAGAUUAUCCUUUUUUGUAUGAUAAUGUUGCUGUUGUUUCUUAUCAGUAUUUCUUAAUAGACGUUUCCUUAAAAUGUAGUAUUUUAGAUGUACCCUAAUGCUAGAUAUAUAGUAAAAA